Molecule: messenger RNA, 2160 nt
Organism: Rhinichthys klamathensis goyatoka
Lineage: Eukaryota; Metazoa; Chordata; Actinopteri; Cypriniformes; Leuciscidae
Gene: stub1
Product: STIP1 homology and U-Box containing protein 1
Exons: 8
Coding region: 374-1231 (285 amino acids)
Biological process (GO): protein quality control for misfolded or incompletely synthesized proteins; protein polyubiquitination; proteasome-mediated ubiquitin-dependent protein catabolic process
Cellular component (GO): Z disc; cytoplasm
Molecular function (GO): protein-folding chaperone binding; ubiquitin protein ligase activity
Source: RefSeq, a predicted model, not a curated record
ACCUCCGGCAACGUCACCGUGACGCCACAGUCAAAACAACCGAAACAUGAUGCUAGCGUCUCACACCCGCGAGUAAAAUGUCGUGUUUUUAGCGAUCGCCGAUGAAAGCUUUGGAUAUUUGUCAUCUGAAUGUCAUGAUCUUGUCGAACUAUGAGUUUGACAGCGUUUAUUUCGGUACAAGGGACCAAAAAGUCAUCAUAAAAGCACCAGUGUAGCUACCGGUUUGCUAACGACAGGCGUCAGACCAACAGUCAAACCCGUGUGAGAGGUUUGCAGGUAUCUGGAUCCCCGGGACAGGCCGGUGCUCACCGAAGAGACGGGGAACAGGAUCGGUAAGCAGGGGGGAGCAGGCACCGCUGAGCCCGUGGAGAAGAUGGCCAGCAGCCCGGAGAAAAGCUCCUCCGCACAGGAGCUCAAGGAGCAGGGCAAUCGCCUGUUCCUCAGCCGAAAAUACCAGGAGGCCGUGACCUGCUACAGCAAAGCCAUUAACCGUAACCCCUCAGUGGCCGUGUACUACACUAACAGAGCGUUAUGCUACGUGAAGCUACAGCAACACGACAAGGCGCUGGCCGACUGUAAACACGCCCUCGAGCUCGACAGCCAAUCAGUGAAGGCGCACUUCUUCCUGGGCCAGUGUCAGCUGGAACUGGAGAACUAUGAAGAGGCCAUAGGCAAUCUACAGAGAGCUUAUAACCUGGCGAAGGAACAGCGGCUGAAUUUUGGAGACGAUAUCCCAAGUGCUCUUCGCAUUGCCAAGAAAAAGCGCUGGAACAGCAUAGAAGAGAAGCGGAUCAGCCAGGAGAACGAGCUGCAUGCGUACCUCACCAAACUCAUCCUGGCAGAGAAGGAGAGAGAGCUGGACGACAGCAGAGUGAAGCAAACCGAGGACAUUCAGAACGGAGGCGAGAUCAGCAAAUCCAAAUCCAAACACGAUAAAUAUCUGAUGGACAUGGAUGAACUUUUCUCUCAAGUAGAUGAAAAGAGGAAGAAGCGAGAGAUCCCAGAUUACCUGUGUGGGAAGAUCAGCUUUGAGCUCAUGAGGGAACCCUGCAUUACUCCCAGCGGCAUCACUUACGAUCGCAAGGACAUUGAGGAACAUCUACAGCGUGUCGGCCAUUUUGACCCAGUCACCCGCAGCCAACUGACCCAAGAUCAGCUGAUCCCCAAUCUGGCCAUGAAGGAAGUGAUUGACGCUUUCAUCCAGGAGAACGGCUGGGUGGAGGACUACUGAACACACACACACACACACACACACACACACUCGAGCGGACUGCAGCAGAGUUUCCUCACGCUGAAUCGAAUCCUCUACUGUAUGUUCAUGCACUUUAAUCAGUGGAGCUUUGCUGUGGAGCGUCUCCCCGCAGGAGUCACCUGACCCUCUCUCUGUCCUCCAAACUCUCUCUGCUGUCCUUCCUUCUCAUUCAGAAUAAUCCUGCAGGUUUUGUUCAGACACUUCCUUUCAAUCUGAAACUUUGGCUGAUGUUUGCUGCUCAUGAUGAUGCUGUAAUCUCAUCACUGAAUGUUAAAAAGCAACAUUAUUGAUGACACAUCACUAAUAAUCACUCAUGAAAGAGGAAACUCUGUGCAUGCGAGUGUUGCGCAGAUUGGCGAGUGUGUUUUUUUUUUUUUUAGAAGCUGUCCCUAUGAUUUAUAUGCAGAAUGAAUGCGAUAUAUGCGAGUGUGUAAAGUUCUAACAUACGUAGAAUGUUUCUAAGACGCUUCUCGAGCUUUGGGUUCUAGCAGGAUGAUGGUUAUAAGGUUUUGUAAUGAGCGUUUAAUCCACAACAUAUAUUUAGACAUUCAUUCAUCUGCCAAUCAACGAAAACGAACUGAGAAUCUGUGGCGUGCAGGUGACAUCAUCAUCGUUAUGGUGUAUUAUUAUACGUUUAAUCUCACUAUGUGUGUCUGUGCGUUAGAGCGAGAGGUAAGUGAUUAUUUCACACUAUUGAUUUUGUCUUUCCCUUUGGACCUUUGGGGAGUUUUCUGUUUCCUGGCACGAACACACACACUUCCUGUUUAGUAUCAGUAUUUUCGUGGAUUUGAGCCCUUGUUAGUCGCUGGACGUCACAGUCCGGCUCGGCUCAAAUAUUCCCGAAGUGUAAUGAGUUUAGGUUGGAUGCAUGUUCAAUAAAUGUUAUUUUUGUUUCUUUUUGUAGCAAA